Messenger RNA from Triticum turgidum subsp. durum (durum wheat), 867 nucleotides. The record is from the annotation of a GenBank genome assembly. NCBI's taxonomy places the organism in Eukaryota, Viridiplantae, Streptophyta, Magnoliopsida, Poales, Poaceae.
AUGGGCGACCGGGCGUACGGGCCGUCCUCCAAGCCGGUCCCUGUGGCGGCACCGCGGUCCGCCAACGGCACGGCGAACGGCGGCGGUGUAGGGACACCUCGGCCUCCGUCCAUGGUGCCCGGUCGCGUCCCGCCGCCGCCGAUGUACCGACCAAAGCCGAUGCAACCGCCACCGGGCCGUCGGCGGAGCGGGCGCGGGUGGUGCUGCGCGUGUUGCCUGUGGCUGACGCUGGUGUUGGUGGGGCUGGUGUUCCUUGGAGCAAUAGCGUUGGGGGUGUUCUACGUGAUUUACCACCCGGAGCUUCCGACCUUCGCCGUGACGUCGCUCCGUCUGGCGGCGCUGAACGUCUCCGACUCCGACUCCGUCACCUCCCGCAUCGAGUUCACGGUGACCGCGCGCAACCCCAACGAGAAGAUCGCGUUCGUGUACGGCGACAUCGGGGCUGCCUUCGCGGCCGACGGCACGGACAUCGGGGACGGCACCGUGCCGGGCUUCCUCCACCCCAGCCGCAACACGACGGUCAUCAAGGGGUCGGCUUCGGCGGCCGCCGCGACGGUGGACCCGGUGCAGGCGGCCAGUCUCAGAUCCAAGAAGUCCCAUGCGAUGUCAGUGGAGAUGGACUCCAAGGUGGGUUUCCAGAUCGGGCAGUUCAAGUCGAAGCGCAUCAGCGUCCGUGUGCUGUGCGGUGGCUUCAGCGCGGGGCUGGCCAAGCCGGCGCCCUCCCCGGCGCCGAUCAUCGUGGCCGCGGCGCCUGCGCCGACCCGGUCAAAAAUCAGGCUGUCGUCGUCUUCCACCGGAGGCGGCGGGUCGGCGACGACGGACGCAAAGUGUAAGCUCCGCGUCAAGAUCUGGAUUUGGACGUUUUGA